AUGGCUUUUGCGCUCCUAAUCGACCGCGAAAUGUGCGUUUGUGGCGCCGGCGAAAAAAUCGUGGAUGCUUGGAGUGCAAGUAACAACAACAAGGCCCCAAAUCUCUUGAUGGGCGUCAAAAUUGACAAAGCUUUCACGGUUCGUCGUCCUCAAGGGAUCGUUUUCGACUGGGAAAGCGUUUAUAAUUCGACCACAGUUCUCUUUGAACUCUCUUUAAACAAAGCUGCUUCGACUAAAAUGAAGAAACGCGUCUCAAAACUCGAAAUGGCGGCGGAAUCUUCGGAUCGUGAAGUCAUGGAGCAACAACGAAAGGACUCCAGAUCAGGUCGAACGUUACUUCUGAAGGGACAGAUGAUGUAUUUGCGUGACAUUGACGCUCUGAUCUACUUGUGCAGUCCUUUGAUCUCCGAUUUGCAGGAAUUGGGCGACAUGGGUUUGUAUUUGAACGAUUUGCAUGACCACGGAUUGAGCAAGGAGAUGGUUUUCAAUGGAUUUAGUCAUUAUUCGAAGCUGGAUUUGUUGUGUGAGAAGGAAGAAGCACGUGCUGAGGAGCUGGAAACGUCGUUGGCACUCGCUGAUAGUUGGAAGAAGCAAGGAGAUGAACUUUUGUACUCGAUGAUUCCCAAAACUCUCGCCGAAAGACUCCAAAAUGGCGAAGAUGCGCUCGAUUGUGUGACGAAAUAUGACUGCGCGAGUGUCAUUUUUGCCGAAACAACGAUAAAAAUCGCCGAUGGCGAGACGUUGGAAGAUGCCAUGAAGACUGUCAACAUCCUGAAUACCGUUUUUUCGUCAUUUGAUGAGUUGGUGACGUCUCCCAUUUCGUACAAAGUUGAAACUGUGGGAAUGGUCUAUAUGGCAGUUUCAGGAGCUCCUGAUCUGAAUCCGCUUCAUACGUUUCAUGCGGCGGAUUUGGCUUUAGACAUGUUGGAGUCGAUUCAACGCUUGAACAAAGAAAUUGGGGGAGUUUCUGUCAAAAUUGGCUUCCAUUCGGGACCGUUAGUGGCGGGAAUUGUCGGUUUGAAGGUUCCGCGCUAUUGUUUGUUCGGAGAUACCGUCAAUACAGCAAGUCGCAUGGAGAGCUCAAGUCUUCCGGAUAAAAUUCAGACGACAGGAACGACAGCGGCGAUUCUCAUGAAAUCCAAAUACGAGCUGUCGUAUCGUGGGAAACGGAAAUGCUGA
Molecule: messenger RNA, 1179 nt
Organism: Culicoides brevitarsis
Lineage: Eukaryota; Metazoa; Arthropoda; Insecta; Diptera; Ceratopogonidae
Product: soluble guanylate cyclase 89Db-like
Exons: 3
Coding region: 1-1179 (392 amino acids)
Biological process (GO): nitric oxide-cGMP-mediated signaling; response to oxygen levels; cGMP biosynthetic process
Cellular component (GO): guanylate cyclase complex, soluble
Molecular function (GO): guanylate cyclase activity
Source: RefSeq, a predicted model, not a curated record